Ophidiomyces ophidiicola is the source of this 2715-nucleotide messenger RNA. It is a transcript of the gene FOX2, whose product is annotated as bifunctional hydroxyacyl-CoA dehydrogenase/enoyl-CoA hydratase fox2. The transcript has 7 exons. The record is from RefSeq and is a predicted model, not a curated record. The coding region runs from base 1 to 2715 and encodes 904 amino acids. Lineage: Eukaryota; Fungi; Ascomycota; Eurotiomycetes; Onygenales; Onygenaceae. Gene Ontology annotation, molecular function: oxidoreductase activity.
AUGUCGGAAUUGCGCUUUGACGGCCAGACCGUGGUUGUCACGGGUGCUGGUGGUGGUUUGGGGAGAGCUUAUGCUCUUUUCUUCGGUGCCCGUGGUGCCAACGUUGUGGUCAAUGACUUGGGUAGCUCACAUACAGGCGAGGGACAAUCGUCGAAAGCUGCUGAUAUCGUCGUCGAUGAGAUCAAAGCCAAGGGUGGAAAGGCUGCGGCCAAUUACGACAGUGUUGAGCAUGGAGAUAGAAUCAUUGACACUGCUAUCAAAAACUUUGGCCGCAUCGACAUCCUUAUAAACAAUGCAGGCAUUCUCCGAGAUGUCAGCUUUAAAAAUAUGAAAGAUCAAGAUUGGGAUUUAAUCAACACCGUUCACACAUAUGGUUCAUAUAAGUGUGCAAGAGCAGCGUGGCCUCACUUUAGAAAACAAAAGUACGGUAGAGUCAUCAACACAGCCUCAGCUGCAGGCCUCUUUGGUAGCUUUGGCCAAACCAAUUAUUCAGCCGCCAAACUUGCUAUGGUUGGAUUCACCGAAACCCUUGCAAAAGAAGGUAUUAAAUACAAUAUCCAUGCUAACGUUAUUGCCCCAAUUGCUGCCAGCCGCAUGACCGAAACUGUCAUGCCACCAGAGGUCUUGGAAAACCUUAAGCCCGAGUGGGUUGUUCCUCUAGUUGCUGUGCUUGUUCACUCUUCAAGCAAGGAAACUGGAUCUAUUUUCGAAGCCGGCGCUGGCCAUGUUGCCAAAAUUCGAUGGGAGCGUGCGAAAGGCGCUCUGUUGAAGGCGGAUGAUUCGCUUACCCCUGGAGCUAUUCUUGCCAAAUGGGAUCAAGUCAAUGACUUCUCCGAGCCAAGCUAUCCAACUGGCCCUAACGAGUUUAUGGAUUUACUGCAAGCUGGAAUGGAGCUUCCUAGCAGCCCUUCAGCCAAGGAACCAGACUUCAGCGGAAAGGUUGCUUUGAUUACAGGUGCAGGAGCCGGCCUUGGUCGAACCUACGCUCUUCUAUUUGCCAAACUCGGUGCCUCUAUUGUUGUAAAUGAUCUAGUUGACCCAGAACCAGUUGUCCAAGAGAUCAAGAAGAUGGGCCGAAAGGCUGUUGGCUCCAAAGCCUCUGUUGAGGAUGGCCCAGCGGUUGUGAAGGCUGCAAUUGAUAACUUCGGCCGUAUUGAUAUCCUCGUCAACAACGCUGGUAUUCUCCGAGACAAAGCGUUUACUAACAUGGAUGACAACCUUUGGAACUCUGUUGUCAAUGUUCAUCUUCGCGGCACAUAUAGCGUUACCAAAGCUGCUUGGCCUCACAUGUUAAAGAAUAAAUAUGGACGAAUCGUUAACACCACCAGCACUAGUGGUAUCUAUGGCAACUUUGGCCAGGCCAACUAUGCUGCUGCUAAACUGGGUAUUCUCGGCUUCUCCCGUGCCUUGGCCAUUGAAGGAGCCAAGUAUAACAUCCGCGUCAAUACUAUCGCACCAAACGCGGGCACUCAGAUGACCCGAACAGUUAUGCCCGAGGAGGUCGUUCAGGCUUUCAAACCUGAGCAAGUUGCUCCUUUCGUUGUCCUACUCUGCUCCGAUGAGCUCCCUGAGCCAAUCAGCAAAGGCUUGUACGAAUGCGGCAGUGGUUGGUUCGGCCGUACCAGAUGGCAACGAUCUGGUGGCCAUGGCUUCCCCAUCGACGUCACAUUGACACCCGAAGCUGUUGCUUCCAUGUGGGGCAAGAUUACAAACUUCGACGAUGGCCGCGCAGACAACCCAGAAGACAGCCAGGCUGGUGUUCAGAGUAUCAUGGAGAACAUGAAUAACAAGAGCGGUGGGGCGCCCAAAAAGGGUGGUGAUGGUGAUCAGGGCAUCCUGGGUGCUAUUGCAGCUGCUAAGGAGAUGAAGGCAGAGGGUACCGCUUUCGAUUAUACUGACCGCGACGUUAUUCUUUACAAUCUCAGUCUUGGCGCGAAAAGAACGCACCUCCCCCUUGUUUACGAGAACCAUGAGGGUUUCCAGGCCUUGCCCACUUUCGGUGUCGUUCCCUGGUUUAACUCCAACAUUCCAUGGAGCCUGAAUGAUAUUGUUGCCAACUUCUCCCCUAUGAUGAUUCUUCAUGGUGAGCAGUAUUUGGAAAUCCGCAAAUUCCCGAUUCCAACCGCUGCGAAGACGGUCUCUUACCCGAAACUCAUCGACGUAAUUGAUAAGGGCAAUGCCGCCGUUGUCGUCCAUGGCUUUGUGACCAAGGAUGCCAAAACUGGGCAGGAGCUCUUCUACAACGAGUCCACCAUGUUCAUUCGUGGAAGCGGUGGGUUUGGUGGCUCUAGCAAAUCUGCUGCCCGCAGACCUGCUGCUUCCACUGCUGCCUACAAACCCCCGCAGCGCAAGCCUGACGCCGUCGUCGAGGAGAAGACCUUGGAAGACCAGGCUGCUCUCUAUCGUCUCAACGGUGACCGCAACCCCCUCCAUAUUGACCCAGAUUUCAGCCAGAUUGGUGGCUUCAAGGUCCCUAUUCUCCACGGCCUCUGCUCCAUGGGUGUAUCUGGCAAGCAUGUGUACAACACGUUCGGUGCGUUCAAGAACAUCAAGGUUCGAUUCGCUGGCGUCGUUAUCCCCGGCCAAACUCUCAAGACCGAAAUGUGGAAGGAAGGUAACGUUGUUAUCUUCCAGGCAACUGUCGUGGAGACCGGCAAGCCUGCUAUUGCCGGUGCUGGUGUAGAGCUUGUUUCGGACAAGGGCUCGAAGCUGUAG